Grammomys surdaster is the source of this 945-nucleotide messenger RNA. Its product is annotated as olfactory receptor 5M3. Bases 13 to 945 code for a protein of 310 amino acids. Gene Ontology annotation, biological process: G protein-coupled receptor signaling pathway; sensory perception of smell. Lineage: Eukaryota; Metazoa; Chordata; Mammalia; Rodentia; Muridae. Gene Ontology annotation, molecular function: odorant binding; olfactory receptor activity; G protein-coupled receptor activity. Gene Ontology annotation, cellular component: membrane. The transcript has a single exon. The record is from RefSeq and is a predicted model, not a curated record.
AGAAGUGAAAAGAUGCUCAAUUUCACAGAUGUGACUGAAUUUGUUCUUUUGGGCUUAACCAGCAGAAAGGAAUUGCAAGUUCUCUUCUUUGUCAUUUUUCUCAUGGUCUAUAUAUUUACCAUGGUGGGGAAUAUUGGCAUGAUGAUAUUAAUUAAGAUCAGUCCACAGCUGAGCAGCCCAAUGUACUUUUUCCUGAGCCAUUUGUCAUUUAUUGAUGUGUGGUUUUCUUCCAACGUCACUCCUAAAAUGCUGGAAAACUUGCUGUCAAAGACAAAAACAAUUUCUUAUGCUGGCUGCUUGGUACAAUGCUUCUUCUUCAUUGCUCUUGUUCAUGUAGAAAUCUUCAUUCUUUCUGUCAUGGCCUUUGACAGGUACAUGGCCAUUGGAAAGCCUCUGCUCUAUGGCAGCAAAAUGUCCAGGGUGGUUUGCAUUCGACUUAUUUCUUUCCCCUACAUAUAUGGGUUUCUGACUAGUCUGGCUGCAACCUUAUGGACAUAUGGCUUGUACUUCUGUGGGAAAACUGAGAUCAACCACUUCUACUGUGCAGACCCACCCCUCAUCAAGAUGGCCUGUGCAGGGACUUUUGUGAAAGAAUAUACAAUGAUUAUACUUGCAGGCAUUAACUUCACCUAUUCUCUUUCUGUAGUCAUCAUCUCCUACCUGUUCAUUCUCAUUGCCAUUCUCAGAAUGCGCUCAGCGGAAGGCAGGCGCAAGGCAUUUUCCACCUGUGGGUCUCAUCUCACAGCUGUUGUAAUAUUUUAUGGCACUCUCAUAUUCAUGUAUCUCAGACGACCCACUGAGGAGUCAGUGGAGCAAGGAAAGAUGGUGGCUGUGUUCUAUACCACAGUGAUCCCCAUGCUGAAUCCCAUGAUCUACAGUCUGAGGAACAAGGAUGUCAAAGAUGCCAUGGACAAAGUGAUUAGUCGAAAGUGCUUAACAAAGUAA